AUGCUCCGCACGGCGCGAUGCGCGGGGGAUAUCACGGGCUGCUUCUACACCAGACAGGGCAUUGGAGGGCCUGGGACCGUCUGUGUGGUUGUCGUCACCGGCCGCUCGGAGAUACCGCGUUGCCUGGGACGAGGACAGACAGGAAAGAAAACAGAGAUCGGUAUACAUACGCCCGAAUCCAGCCGUGUGCCUCUGCGACUAUACUUCGCACCUCGCCUCACCAGCCACGAUCAAAUCGCGAUACUCACCAACGACCUUGCUGCCACAGCUCAAGCCCAAAACCAGGCCCAAGCCGAAGCCGGGCACGUUGCUGACAGACGAAUGUACCUAGUCAAACCCGUCAGCAUGCACGACAUCCCAGAAACCGGCGCGGCCGGCCAGUGCGCGCGGCCGCGGGCACGACGUACCGCAAGCAAGUGGAGCCUGCCUGCCGCCAGCACAGAACCGAACGCUUAA
Molecule: messenger RNA, 456 nt
Organism: Penicillium canariense
Lineage: Eukaryota; Fungi; Ascomycota; Eurotiomycetes; Eurotiales; Aspergillaceae
Exons: 2
Coding region: 1-456 (151 amino acids)
Source: RefSeq, a predicted model, not a curated record